AUGUCGGCCUCUGGAGACCGACGCGAAAUCGUCGUCAUUGGCGGUGGCAUUAUUGGAUGCUGCACCACAUACUAUCUGACGCGACACCCAUCCUACGACCCUACCCGCCACAAGGUAACUCUCCUCGAAGCCUCCGAGAUCGCGGGCGGCGCAUCAGGGAAAGCGGGGGGGCUUCUUGCCCAAUGGGCCUACCCAAGCAGCAUCGUGCCACUGAGCUACAGGCUGCAUGCAGAACUCGCCAAGGAACAUGGCGGCAAAGAUCGAUGGGGAUACCGGGAGGUGAAUUGUGGGCAGCUUGUUGUUCGCGGCCGCGCGCUCAACGACAAGAAAACCGACGGCGCAAAUUCCGAGUCACUGCAGAAACGCAGCGCAGCGGCUCUGUCGAAGCUGAAAUCAGCUAAGAUCCCACAGGACCUAGACUGGGUUGAGCCAGAGCUCUUGCGCGCCUACGAGAGUAUGAGUGGCCCGGGCGAGACGGCCCAGGUCCAUCCGUACCUCUUCACCACUUCCAUUGCGAAAUUGGCCGAGGAGAAGGGCGCGCAGGUGAUCCUGGGACAGGUCACAGAUAUUGCUCGUUCGAAUGAUGCCGUGGAAUCGGUCACUUAUACCGACAAAGCAUCAGGCGAAGCACGCACGAUCUCUGCCACGGAUGUGGUCAUCGCUGCCGGUCCUUGGACUCGGACGAUUCUCCCCGAAGCGCCUAUUUCUGCGAUGCGCGCUCACAGCGUCGUUAUCCGGCCAACAAGGCCCCUCAGCGCAUAUACCUUGUUUACGAACAUUGAGAUCCCCGCCAACUUCGACCCUUCCAAGAAGUCGCGGCCCACCGUGGCAGCACCAGAGAUCUAUACGCGCCCCGACGAGACCGUCUAUGCCUGCGGUGACGGCGACCGGACUGUUCCGUUGCCUGAGACCUCUGCGGAGGUGAAGGUGGACGCGGAGAAGUGCCAGGAGAUCGUGGACCAGGUCGGCAGUAUUUCGGACGCGUUGCGCGAUGGUGAGGUCCGCACGCGCCAGGCCUGCUAUCUGCCCAAUGUGGACAGUGGUGGCGGGCCAUUGGUUGGCUUGACGGGGGUGAAGGGUCUGUACCUGGCUGCCGGCCAUACUUGCUGGGGCAUCCAGAAUGCUCCUGGUACAGGGAAGGUGAUGAUUACUUUCGUAGGCGUUGUUAAGCUCGGGCCAAGGAGUGGAGCGUUUACAUUACGUCUUGCCGGCCCCAGCUCGACUCCGACACAUGUCCUCAAUGCUGAAGGUGAUGCUCAAACCAUGCAUCAUCUACGCCUCUCCUUUAUCCUCACAUCGCUCCUAGUGGCCAUUGGUGCCCUGGCAGCCCACGACCCCAACAAUGUCUCCGUCCUGAUCAAAGAGGCCGCCCGCGCCAACAAUGAGUCCCUGCUCUGGGGCCCCUACAAGCCCAACCUCUACUUCGGCGUGCGCCCGCGCAUCGGCAACAGUGUCUCGGCGGGUUUGAUGUGGGCGAAACUGGAUAGUCUCGAGGGCGUACAACACAACUUUCGGCAUACCUGCGAACAGAAUGAGAACAUGGCCGGCUAUGGCUGGGAUGAAUACGAUAUCCGAAAGGGCGGCCGCGAGACGAUCCACGAUGCCGGCAAUGGUGUCGACCUGACCAUCGAUUUCAUCAAGGUGCCAGGCGGCCAGCGUGGAGGGAACUGGGGAUUUCGCGUGAAGGGCACACCGCGGGAGGAUGCGGACCCGGAUACACCCAUCACAAUGGUAUUCUAUACCAGCAUGGAAGGACUGGGGCAUCUGCAUGCGCUGUCGCAGCCCGAGGAUGAGUUGGGCUUUGUGGGCGAUGUCAAGUUCGAGGGACACUCUCCCGAGCUCGGGGACUUCUCAAUUGAUGUCACCAAGGGUCCGGAGACGAACAAGCACCCCCGUCACGACCACCCCAGCUAUGACGAGAAGCCACUGGAUCGCAGCAUCGUGGCUAGUACAGAUAUUCCGCAGGAGGUGCUCUGGGCGACGAAGAGGUCUUUGUUCAUUCAGAUCAAGUCGGAGCUCGAUCGCUAUAUCGAGGAAUACACCACCGAUAACCCGCCCCCUGUCGAGCAACUAUUUACUGUCCCGAACAAGCCUGGUCAGAGCAAUUUCCAUAUUGUGCAGAAGUUCUUCACAGGUUCCUUUGAGUUUGACGUCCUGUUCUCGUCUGCCUCUGCUCCUGAGCCGAUGACCUCGGAGAGUAUUGACAAGAAUCUCGAGAAGACUGCGCUGUCGUUCUCAAAGCGCUUCGACGAGGUUCUUUCACCGCAGGCGCCAUUCGACUCAGCAGAGUACUCGCGAUUCUCCAAGGCGAUGCUGUCCAAUCUGGUUGGCGGCAUUGGAUAUUUCCACGGCCAAGACAUCGUCGACCGUACCGCGCACCCUGCCUACGACGAGGAGAAUGAGGGCUUCUGGGAGGAAACCGAAGAGGCCCGGAUUACAGGUGCUUCAAAGCCAGAUCUGGAGGGCCCCAAGGACCUAUUCACUUGCGUUCCGUCUCGACCGUUCUUCCCGCGAGGAUUCUUAUGGGAUGAGGGAUUCCACUUGAUGCCUGUCAUGGAAUACGACCCUGAUGUCGCACUUGAAAUCAUUAAGAGUUGGUUCCAGCUGAUGGACGAGGAUGGCUGGAUUGCCCGCGAGCAGAUUCUCGGCGCAGAGGCUCGCAGCAAGGUCCCUCCCGAGUUCACCGUCCAGUACCCUCACUACGCGAACCCUCCCACGCUCUUCAUGACCCUUGAAGUAUUCCUGGACAAGGUGAAUAGCAACAAGAGCACUCAGUCUGAGUCAUUGGAUCAUACCGACAUAGCUGAAAGCCUCCGCUCUGCUACUGUCCGCAACCCGGAGCUGGCUGAUGCGUAUCUCCGUUCACUCUAUCCGCUGCUGAAGAAGCACUACUUCUGGUACCGAAAGACCCAGCGCGGAGAUGUCACCGCGUAUGACCGUGAAGCUUUCUCGACUAAGGAAGCCUACCGUUGGCGCGGCCGAUCCAAGCAGCAUGUCCUAACCUCCGGUCUGGACGAUUACCCACGCGCCCAGCCGCCGCACCCCGGUGAGCUGCAUGUCGAUCUGAUCAGCUGGGUGGGCAUGAUGACCCGCACAAUGCGUCGCGUUGCCGAGACCUUAGGUGAAGAAGAAGAUGCCAAAGAAUUCGAGUACUACGAAAUGGCCAUCACGCGCAACAUCGACGACUUGCACUGGGACGACACGCACAAGACUUACUGCGAUGCCACGAUUGAUGACUUUGAAGAGGACGCACAUGUCUGCCACAAGGGAUAUAUUUCCCUCUUCCCCUUCCUGACCGGCAUGUUGGCGCCUGACAACUUUCGACUCAAGCACGUCCUGGAUCUCAUCCAGGACCCCGAGGAACUUUGGAGCGACUACGGUAUCCGCAGUCUGAGCAAGAAAGAUAAGUUCUACGGUACAGAGGAGAACUACUGGAGGAGUCCGAUCUGGGUGAACAUUAACUAUUUGGUGCUGAAGGGUCUCUAUAACACUGCAACCGUCCCCGGUCCUCAUCAGGAUCGGGCCCGGGAGAUGUACUCGCAAUUGCGCAAGAACCUGGUCGAGAAUGUCUUCCGGGAGUGGAAGAAGACGGGGUUCGCUUGGGAGCAGUAUAACCCCGCCACGGGCAACGGACAGCGCACGCAGCACUUUACUGGCUGGACCAGUAUGGUGGUGAACAUGAUGGCCAUGCCGGAUCUUCCUGGUGGUGCUAAGACUGGUCACGAUGAGCUGUAG
Messenger RNA from Penicillium lagena, 3735 nucleotides. RefSeq names its product mannosyl-oligosaccharide glucosidase (gene cwh41). Gene Ontology annotation, biological process: oligosaccharide metabolic process; protein N-linked glycosylation. Gene Ontology annotation, cellular component: endoplasmic reticulum membrane. Lineage: Eukaryota; Fungi; Ascomycota; Eurotiomycetes; Eurotiales; Aspergillaceae. The coding region runs from base 1 to 3735 and encodes 1244 amino acids. The record is from RefSeq and is a predicted model, not a curated record. Gene Ontology annotation, molecular function: Glc3Man9GlcNAc2 oligosaccharide glucosidase activity; oxidoreductase activity. The transcript has 7 exons.